AUGAGUCGCUCUCGUUCGAGAUCGAGCGACCGCGAACGUAGCCGUCAUUCGCGUUCAAGCAGCACGUCGUCCAGCGAGUCAUCCGGUCGAUCGAGCUCCCGUUCUCCGUCGCCAGAUCCCCCAGAGGAAGGAGAGCUGGACCGUCAAGGACCCGUGCCAGGCUUGGACUACCAGUCCCCCUUAUUGGGGCUCCCCAGAAUACCUCGCAGGGAUGAAUUCGCUUCAGCACAAGAAGAAAUACCCGCCCCGCCUGCGGUGCCGCAGAGGACUCAGCGCAUCAGGAUAAGCCUCACUGAGGAGGCUAGGCGCCGAUUUGACCAAGUGGCGGCCGGGAUGCAGAUGUCAAGCAGUGAGCGGAUAGCCAUAUUGAAAGAUGUGCCGCUCGUCUCCUCACCGUUCGCAGAAGUAGCGAUGUUGGACGACCAACUCAGGGAGGUCGAGAGGUCCAUUCAGCUUCGGGAGGCAGACUUACGCGGUCUAAACGAAACCCUCAUCAACACCAUCAAUAUAAUCGAGCUGGUACGAAAGUUAGGAGCUGACGGAGCAGGAACAGAAUUCCAUCCUUCCGUCAUUGGAUAUUUCGACAUUGCUACCACCCUUCUUUCAGCCUCCUUGCGCGACAUCAUUGUCUUCAGGAGAGAAAGAGUGUUGAGGUCCCUCGGACUGGACCCUUAUAAGGCCAUGCCUUCCUAUAGAAGGCUUCCGCUUGCCGGGACCACAGUGGUACACCGCAUGUCCCAAGCAGUACAUCCGGAACUGUUCGGACGCGAAUUAAGGGACGAACUGGCCGCGGGGGAAAGUGCCUUGUUGAAGUCCGUGCAGAAAUUGCGUGCCCAAAGAUCACGAAGAAGAGACAGGCCUGAUACAAGGAAAAGAAGGUCGGUUUUCUUUGUUUCGCUCUAUCCCCCAAACAGUAAAAAAUUAGUAUUGGCCAAGAUUAGCUCCGACCGGAUUGCAGGUCGAUUGGCCGACUUUGCACAAAAUUGGGGAAAGGUGACCACUGACCCACAUGUGCUAGCUGCGGUGAAGGGUUACUCUCUGCCCUUCAUGGCGAAGCCCCGCACGCGCUUACCCUCAGACUGGAUGGCCGCACAGCAUUCACCCCCCAGCAUCGAUCCCGCGCUAAGUGAACUACUCACCAAGGGGGUAAUAUGUAAGGCUGCUCGCAACACACACGUGUGGCUGUCCAACAUGUUCGGAGUUCCGAAGAGGGAUGGGUCGACGAGACCGGUGAUAAACCUCAGAUUUCUGAACAAGUACCUUUGGAUCCCUCACUUCAAAAUGGAAGGACUGCAUCUCGUUGCGGAUGUGGUAUAUAGAGGGGAUUAUUGCGUCAAGAUUGACAUGAGUGACGCGUACUUCGCCGUCAAUAUUGAGGAAAGAUCUAGGCCUUACCUAGCCUUUCGGUGGAAGAAGGAUAUUUAUUACUUUACUUGCUUGCCCUUCGGCCUGGCUACAGCCCCGUAUAUCUAUACAAAGCUCAUGCGCGUAGUGGCUCAGCACCUGCGAUCUAAGGGCAUUAGACUGAUAAUGUACCUGGAUGACUGGGCUAUUUUUGUCGGCAGCAGACAGAAGUGCAUCCGGUACACGCGCUACGCCCUGAAGGUGUUUGCGAGGUUAGGAUUACGGGUCAAGUCUGUCCUUACACCAGGACAGAAACUGCAUUCUCUGGGCAUGGAUAUAGACACUGUAGCCAUGAGAUUUGCGUUACCCAGCGACAAAAUAGCCUGUAUUCAAGACGAAGCCAGAUCGUUGGCAGCGCAGGAGAAGGUGAAGGCUCGAGAUCUCUCUCAAUUUUUGGGAAGAAUAAAUUUCGCAGCGGUUGCUUCCCCGCUGGCCAUGCAUAUGGCGCGGAUUCUGCAACACGACUUGGCUGUAGUCGUAAACCCCCACGAUGACUCCACCUAUGAGGCGUUCUUGACCUUAUUUUCCCCUGACGUCAUCAUCACAACCGAUGCGUCAAAGUCAGGAUGGGGGGCGAUAUGCUGCGGACAGAAGACCGGAGGUCGCUGGUCUUCAGAAGAGGCGGAGGCGCAUAUAAACACGCUCGAGUUGCGAGCUGCCUACUUCGGUCUUCUGUCCUUUGCCAGGGAUUGGCACGAUGUUGACAUAUUGAUGGAAGUGGACAAUACCGCUGCUAUCGCUUAUAUCAAGAGACAGGGAGGCACAACUAACAUAGCUAUGACACUCAUAGCUAGAGAAAUGAGCAAGUGGGCGAUAGAACGUAACAUUCGUCUGUCAGCCACAUAUCGUCCGGGCACGCUAAAUAGUCUAGCCGAUCGGGAGUCUAGAGUUUUCCAUCAUGAAAACUCUGAGUGGUCCCUGGAUGCGGAUAUGGCCAAAACCCUGUUUAGAACAUUCGGGAGCACUGAAAGUCGAUGCUUUCGCUCAGAACUGGUCGGGGAUCUUCGGAUACGCUUUUCCGCCAUUCAACCUCAUCGGUGUGGUAAUACGAAAAGCGGUCGACGAAGGAGCAACCCUCCUUCUCGUAACUCCCCUCUGGAGAACUCAGCCCUGGUUCCCCAUAGCACUGAGACAUGCAAAGUCUCUACCAUGGUGCCUUGUGUCAGAAGCCCCAAUCAUCACAGACACAGUGGGGAGAUCGCACCCCCUCACUGCUCAAAAGAACUUCCACCUCUUAGCCUAGAGCAUCUCUCCCAGAUGUGGUCCGCUUCAGGGCUCCAACGCCAUGCAGUCGAUUUGCUCAUGGCCAGCUGGGCUCCCAAUACUCACAAGCAGUAUGAGUCCGCACUCAAGAAGUGGAAUUCCUAUCUGAAGCAUUCCGCGGUCUCGCCUCAGACUGCGACACCAACAUUGGUUUGCAAUUUUUUAGCGGAACAGCUGAGCUCGGGGCUGACGUAUGCAACGGUAGCCUCUUAUAAGGCCGCUGUAUGCACAGUUAGUGACCUGUGUUAUGGUUUCAACUGGUCCUCCGACCUGACCAUAUCACGCCUAAUGAAGGGAGGCUUUCGAUCUAAACCCCCUCGGCCACGCUACACCUCCACCUGGAGUGUAGACGAGGUGCUAAGGUAUAUCCACAAGCUAGGAUCAAACGAGACGCUCUCACUAAAAGACCUAACUCUCAAGUUGACUACUCUCCUAGCACUGUGUUCUCCAAAGAGAGUGUCGGAAAUAGCAUCGCUGUCCUUGGAGGCGAUGCAUAAACAGCCCAAUAGGUGGACCUUCUUUCUCGAUUACAGGAACAAGACGAGAAGAGCAGGGCCUCCGCAAACGGCCGUAUAUGAGAGCUAUUUCGCAGACAAGACACUGUGCCCGAUAUCUACUCUUAGUGAGUACAUUGAAAGGACCACAGUUUUGCGUCGGGGGGAACAACAGCUGUUGCUAUCCUACAUGUAUCCACACAAGCGUAUCAGUUCCGCAACUGUGGCAAGAUGGAUUAGAAUCUUCCUAGAUCAAGCCGGGGUAGAUACCACGUACUAUAAGGCUCAUUCCACGCGUUCGGCCAGCACUUCUAAAGCUCAGCUGAUGGGCGCCACUCUGCCCACUAUUAUGCGUGCGGCAUGCUGGGCUUCAGGAAGCACAACCUUCCAGAAGUUCUAUCACAGAGAAAUUUCGGAGCCCUCCUUUCAGGAGAUGAUUCUCCGAAGGUCGCACACACAGCCCAGCACAAGCAGAGCCGAAAACGCGUCGACAUCGUCGGUUCGCGAUAAAACGCAGGACAGACUGAGAGCCAAGAAAUUGUUCAAGAACGAGAAAAGAAAGGAGAAAUAG
Molecule: messenger RNA, 3732 nt
Organism: Cylicocyclus nassatus
Lineage: Eukaryota; Metazoa; Nematoda; Chromadorea; Rhabditida; Strongylidae
Source: the annotation of a GenBank genome assembly